ACAAUUGACAUGACACACUUCCCAAAAUGAUAUGUUGGUUUAAAAAUUUUGAGAAAAUCUCUUACAGACUUUACAGUUCGACUCAGAACCUUCGAAUAAUAAAUAUUUUCAGGAGCAAUUAUGUCGGUGAAAAGAUUCAGAUUAAGGGAUGGAUAAAAGCCUCGAGGAAGAUGAAGCAACACCUUUUCUUGGAUGUCAAUGAUGGAUCCUGUAGCAAAAAUCUGCAAGUUAUAGCAACCACGGCUAACGCUUCUUCGUUAACUUCGGGUUCCUCUAUAAUCGCUACUGGAGUGUUACAGCACUCGCCCAAGAACGAGUUUGAGCUUAACAGCGAACACAUAGAGCUGUGCGGAGGUUGCAAUAUCCAAGAUGGUUACCCUUUCGCACCUCGUAAAGUAUAUUCAACCGAUUAUGUUCGGCAAUAUUUACACUUCAGACCACGUACUUCUCACUUUUCAUCUUUGUUACGUAUUCGCGAUGCUGCAACGAGGGCUAUACACAACUUCUUUCACAAAGAAGGCUAUUUGCACGUUCAUACACCAAUUCUGACUUCCAACGAUUGUGAAGGAGCAGGAGAAACAUUCGCAGUGGUUCCAAAUAACCAAGAAACCUUACAAAAUAUGGUGAGGUCGCGUCUGUUGCCCGAAGAAACUUACUUCAACUCGAAAACAUUUCUCACCGUCUCCGCCCAAUUACAUCUGGAGGCCGUCGUUCACGGGUUAAGCAAGGUGUAUACAUUAGGCCCCACAUUUAGAGCGGAGAAUUCUAAAUCACGUUUGCACCUUUCAGAAUUCUACAUGUUGGAAGCUGAAUGUGCUUUUAUAAACGGGCUCGACGAUGUUUUAGUGUUCAUUGAAAAAUUAGUCAAGAAUGUCACUACGGAUGUCUUAAACGAAUGUGAAGACGAUCUGAAAAAAUCUAGCGAGGGCGGUGAUAAUUUUGCAUGGCUUGAUAAGAAGUUUGUGGUGUUGACGUAUGAUGGCGCCGCGGCCAUUCUAAAAGACAAAACGAAAUAUCCAGGUGACUUUGUCGAAGGAGCCAGCUUAAAUAAAGACCAUGAAAAGUUCUUAGUUGAGUACUGUGGAGGAAUUCCAACGUUUGUAAUAAAUUGGCCGAAAGACCUUAAACCAUUUUACAUGAAAGAAUGUGUGGAAGACGAGUCACGGGUUGCCGCUUUAGACUUGUUGGUGUCAAAUGUUGGCGAGCUGGUAGGAGGGAGCUUAAGAGAGAAUUGCCGUAACAAACUUGAAGCAAAAUUACCUCGUGAUGGUGUCGAGUUAGACUGGUACUUGGAUUUACGAAAGUUUGGUGGUACACCCAGUGGUGGAUUUGGUUUGGGGUUUGAGAGGUAUUUGCAGUUUAUUUUAGGUAUAAACAACAUUAAAGAUGUUAUUCCAUUUCCUCGUUGGCCUCAUAAUUGUAAAUUGUGAACUUUUUUGUAAUUUCUAGUAUUUUUAUUUAUUAGUAAGAAUGUAAGUUUAAUGUUUUUUUUAUAUCUCACGAUUGUGACUGCCAAUAAAAGUUAUGUUAAAGC
Molecule: messenger RNA, 1534 nt
Organism: Photinus pyralis (common eastern firefly)
Lineage: Eukaryota; Metazoa; Arthropoda; Insecta; Coleoptera; Lampyridae
Gene: AsnRS-m
Product: probable asparagine--tRNA ligase, mitochondrial
Exons: 3
Coding region: 27-1430 (467 amino acids)
Biological process (GO): asparaginyl-tRNA aminoacylation
Cellular component (GO): mitochondrion
Molecular function (GO): asparagine-tRNA ligase activity; ATP binding; nucleic acid binding
Source: RefSeq, a predicted model, not a curated record